Molecule: messenger RNA, 1645 nt
Organism: Malania oleifera
Lineage: Eukaryota; Viridiplantae; Streptophyta; Magnoliopsida; Santalales; Ximeniaceae
Exons: 5
Coding region: 82-1212 (376 amino acids)
Biological process (GO): regulation of DNA-templated transcription
Cellular component (GO): nucleus
Source: RefSeq, a predicted model, not a curated record
CACCAUCUUAGCAACCACUAACCUCAACUCCAAUGCAAACAGCAAAAACCUUCGCUCUCUGCUGUGUAGAGAGAGAGAGAGAUGGUCGGUCGGAGGAAGAGAGCUAAAACCUCAGAAAAUGGGGAACAAGAGAGCAACAAUGAGGGAGCCGUUGAAAGCAGAGCAGGUGAAGUCUCAGGGUAUGAGGAGUCCAGAGACCGAAGGAUCAGAGAGAACAUGCAGAGAAUGCAGCAACUGGGAAUUCUCGACCUCUCUCACAAGCUCAAAUCGGACCUUCUACCUUCAAAGCGUCCAAGGCGAAACUCUUCUUCCAAGGACACCUCUCAACGCCCUCCAUUGCUGCCUUCUGGGCCUCCGAGGCGCUCUUCUAGGUUGAAGGAUGCGACUCCGGUUAGUUAUUCUGAGCAGCCUGUUUCAAAGAAGGAGAAAUCAGUGAAGAACAUUGAGAUUUGUCUUCGAGAAGGUUCAAAGCCUGAGAUUUAUACGGAAGAGCAUGAUAAGCUUUUGGGUGAGUGCAAGACAGGUUGGACUCUGUUUGUUGAUGGUUAUGGCCAGGAUGGGAAGCGCAUAUACGAUUCGGUUAAGGGGAAGACAUGUCACCAAUGCAGGCAGAAGACUCUUGGUCAGCAUACCUGCUGCUGCAAAUGCAACUUGGUCCAAGGGCAAUUCUGUGGUGAUUGCUUAUACAUGCGAUAUGGGGAGAAUGUGACAGAAGCCAACCAGAAUCCUAGUUGGAUUUGCCCUGUCUGUCGUGGAAUUUGCAACUGCAGUUUAUGCCGGCAAGCAAAAGGAUGGGCACCAACUGGCUCUCUCUAUAGGAAGAUUGCAAGGUUGGGCUUCAAGUCAGUGGCCCAUUAUCUCAUUCAAACUCAUCGCAGUCAAACAAACUCAGAGGAUGCAAAUGCUGACAAUUUGCUUUCUGCAGAGAGAUCUCAGCUUGUUGAAGAUACUGAUGGACAUUCCUCCCCGGAAAACAAGGUUCUCUGCUCUGAUGAGGUGCCUUUGACAGAAUCUGGACCUGAUCACAAUGGUAGCAAAGAUGAUGAGAUGGGGGAUGAAAAGGAGGUGCUUUUGUUGGAAAAUAUGUCUGUCGGUGUCUCUGGUGCAUCUGAUGAAGACGAUAAAACUGCUGUUGCUAAUGCUGAUGAGUUAAGAGAAGAAGAAAAGAUUAAGCACGGUAGUAGCUAUUCUGGAUUAAGAAUUGACUCGUAGAGAAGGCUCUGCUCAGGUUGCUCAUGCCCCCAAUGUAGCGUGAAUGUGGAAUGAUCAACACAGUUUGGACAGAAUUUUUGUUAGCAAGAGCUACUUAAUAGUGUGUGGCUGAAUUACAGAUCUUGACGACCAACACAGGCACGUGUGUGCAGUCUCUCGUUUUGUUUUGUUUUGUUUUGUUAGUUGGGGAGGCAAGGUGGGUGUUGGCCGAAGGUAUUGAUUUGUUGAGGAUGCAAGAUGACAUCGUAUUGUUAUGCUUGAAUGCUUUCUUGACAUUAUUGGUAUUUCAUCUGUAAUCUGGUGCAGUUAGGUGUUAUUUUCCCCUUCUCGAGGGCCAUAAUUGAGUUAAAUGAUGAGCAGCUGCACAUAUGGUGGUGAACAGUGUUUAUGUAUACAUUGGGGCAACUUGAAUAAAGUUCAGCACAUACAUAUA